Naegleria lovaniensis is the source of this 561-nucleotide messenger RNA. RefSeq lists its product as uncharacterized. Gene Ontology annotation, cellular component: cytoplasm; nucleus. NCBI's taxonomy places the organism in Eukaryota, Heterolobosea, Eutetramitea, Acrasida, Naegleriidae. The transcript has a single exon. The record is from RefSeq and is a predicted model, not a curated record. Bases 1 to 561 code for a protein of 186 amino acids. Gene Ontology annotation, molecular function: protein tyrosine phosphatase activity.
AUGUCUUCAGAGGCUGGUGUCUCAUUCAUUGAAGCCAAACAACUUGCGGAUCUCAUCAAAACGAAACCCCAAAGUCUCAUGAUCAUUGAUGUUCGGGAUGCUGAUUUUGAAGGUGGUAACAUCAAGUCAGCUCAAAAUAUUCCAUACUUUGAUGAACAAAGAGCUACGGAACUUGCUCUCCGAGUGUAUCAACACAAUUCUCAGCAGCCACAAUUGAAUCUUCAAACCCGAGCCAAACAACUGUUGAAUGAAUUACAUGCUGGGAAUGGUGGAGUUACAAAAUAUAACACUGUAGGAGCUGACGAUGAUAGAGUGUAUCAAGUCAUUUUCAAUUGUUAUUAUUGCAGAAUGCGAGGUCCUACUGCAGCUAAAUUAUUUCAAACUGUUUUGCAGGAGGUGUACAACAAUCAAGCAAACAAUAAUACCACACCAGUAUUAAUGCCAGACGUUAAAUUUGUAAAAGGAGGUUGGAGUGCUUGGAAAAAGUUGUACAAAAAUGAUCCAGCAUUGUGUGAUAAUGCCAAACAGUUGGACAAGUUCAUUAAGGCAGUUAGAAAAUAA